This is a messenger RNA of Engraulis encrasicolus (European anchovy), 5815 nucleotides long. RefSeq names its product collagen alpha-1(XXIV) chain (gene col24a1). The record is from RefSeq and is a predicted model, not a curated record. NCBI's taxonomy places the organism in Eukaryota, Metazoa, Chordata, Actinopteri, Clupeiformes, Engraulidae. The transcript is spliced from 60 exons. Gene Ontology annotation, cellular component: extracellular matrix. Gene Ontology annotation, molecular function: extracellular matrix structural constituent. The coding region runs from base 453 to 5741 and encodes 1762 amino acids.
GUGUGCAACAGUGCAAGUCAAGGCACAUGCAGGAACCAGCGCCUGGAGGUAGAGCGCACGCGGCAACGGGGUUGUCUGUCUAGUGAAGAGACCCCUAUUUCAGGAGCAUCUAACACGGAGUCCUCUAAUGCGCACUGUAAAUACACUCACGCCUUUCGGUUCACCAACGCUUAGCACGGUCUCAGUUGUGAUUCUCGCAUAGUGUAACUUUGCGUGCCCGUGCGUUAAUGAAGCGAGGUUACUGAUAGCGCGUCGCGCGUGUGGGAAACUUAUAAGAGAUUUUUGGGAAUCUCUCUCGCUGGACUCCUCACAAUGAGAAAACUCUGAGGUGGCAGUCUUCGUUCAGUUACGCUUCCUUUGGCUUCAACCAAGGGCUAGCUCAUGAACCGGUAUCCUCUUGCGUGGAAUUCUGUUUUCACUUAGAACUCUGCUUCUUGGACAAAUGCAUACAAAUGCAUUUAGGAGCCCAACGGACAAGGAGUGGACACGUUUCUCCCACGAUAAAAACGAGAGCCCUCCUCCUGCUCCUCUCACUAUGUACCGCAGUACUGUUUGCAGAAGAUCCCUCUCAAGUGCAAGGUGUAGAUCUUAUUCUCCAGCUGGGCCUCACUGGCCGCAGAGAGACACAGGCGUCUGUUCCGCCGGGUUCCCCCCGGCCCCGUCACCACGACGACGACCUGCCGCCCGGAGUGGGCGUCACGCUCGGGGAGGAAAUCCACAUUGAGGCCCCGGCGCCCGAGCUGUUUCCCGACGACCUCGGGGACGAGUACUCGAUCGUGGCCAGCCUGCGCUCCUGGGGAGCCGACAAUGCUUUUCUUUUCAGCGUCCGCGACGACGCGGACAGGCUGCAGCUGGGCAUACAGCUGGCGUCGCCGGCCACGGUGGUCGUGCACGUGGGCGAGGGGACCGCCGUGCGCUUCCCGCACCCCGUCCUGGACGGCCGGUGGCACUCGUUUGCGGUGGCCGUGCGGCCGCGCUCCGUGUCGUUCCACGCUGGCUGCGGAGGCGUGUGGCACGUGGCGGAGACGCCCGUGGGCUCCCCCGAGGCGCUGGUCUCCGACGGCCGCUUCUCCCUGGGCAGGAUGAACGCCACGGCGGCGCGGCUGGAAGGCGACCUGUGCCAGCUGGACAUCUACCCCUCCGCCCAGGCUGCCGCGCAGUACUGCCAGUAUGUUAAAAAACAGUGCCGCCUGGCGGACACUUUCCGAUCGCCCUCACCCUCGCCCCCGGCCCAGGCCCCGUCGCCAACAGACAGCAGUGCUGGGAGCGGAUCGGGGCCCUACAUGGUCCCCCUCUCCUCUUCACCCCCCUCCUCCUCCUCGGACUCCUUAUCCCAUGACCCUCUGGAGCCCCGCUGGCAGGGGAGCACCUCCUCCUCGCCACCCCCAGGAGACACCCUGGCCCAAGCUUUCCCCAGCCUGAGCUCCCCCCGGCGGCCCGAGGCAGGAGUAUACCCCGACAGGACGCUGGCUUUUCAGCGAUUCGGCCCCAGCCCCUCCCCUGGCCCCCUCAGUAGGAUGGUAUCUGGUGCCGCCACUGCUGCCCCUAGGACUACCCCGGCACCUAGAGCCAAACAUAUUGGUAGCAGUGGUUACACCACUGUAACCUCCACCACCACCAACAACACCAACAAUACAACUAAGGCUGUCCUUCAGGUUGAAAACGGCACAGAGGAUCUGAGGCUGCACCACCGGCACCAGCAACGACCGCCCCACCCCACCGGCACGGCGACCCCAGACCUGAUCUCUCCUGUCAGGCAGAGUCGGCUGAAGGACGGCCAGCAGAACCACAACAGAACCAUGUCCCUGACACGCUCCAGUUCCAGUCCACCCCCGCAGGCCGAGGACGGGGACGAGGAUUGGGAUGAGGACGAGCUGACAGAGACCCAGCUGCAUCCCAGCCUCACGUCUCCUCACUGGGACCCGGACACCCGCAACCAGGUGGACGACUCGGAGGAACACCCGCUGGUGGUCCCGUACGACGGUGACGGAACUGACGGCUACGGCUACGACUAUGGCUAUGAGGAAGGGGACUAUUUCUUUGAGUAUGACGGCCUUCCUGGUCCGAAAGGAGAACCAGGCCCUCCGGGUGAUCCUGGACCGGCAGGGCUUCCGGGACCCUCUGGAAAGAGAGGACCACGGGGUCCGCCUGGCCCCCAUGGGAGUCCUGGCCUGCCUGGUUUACCUGGGCCCAAGGGUGCCAAAGGUGAUCCCGGACUCUCUCCUGGCCAGGCCCCCGCAGGCGAUCCGGGUGACAGGGGACGGCAAGGUCCUCAAGGUGCGCCGGGGUUGCCAGGUCCAACGGGUCCAAAAGGCUAUCCCGGACCUCCAGGUUUGCCAGGAGAUCAGGGCUUGCCAGGACUUGCAGGCGAGACUGGGGCAGCAGGUUACCCUGGCAGGCAGGGGUCCGCCGGGCCAGAAGGUAACCCAGGUCCUAAAGGUGUCAAUGGAUUCAUCGGUCCCCCAGGUGUGGCUGGACCAAUUGGGCUCGAAGGAGAAAGAGGAAUUCUGGGACCUCCUGGGAAAACCGGACCAAAAGGAAUGCUGGGAGUUGUUGGCGACGCCGGUGAGAGGGGUCCUCCGGGGCCGGAUGGGAACGAGGGGCCUGUUGGAGUGACUGGUACUGGUGGCUUCCCGGGACUGAGGGGUGACCCUGGGGCUGAGGGACUGCGUGGUCUGCAAGGGAUAUCGGGACCCCAGGGUCCAGCUGGCAGGGCGGGGCCACCUGGAAUGAAAGGUGAUAAGGGGGAGCCCGGAUUAAGAGGGGAGCCUGGCGAAAACGGUUACCAAGGUGACAAGGGUGCGCCAGGCUUGCCAGGACCACCGGGACCGAGGGGAAAACCAGGACCACUCGGAAGACUGGGAGAGAUGGGACUACCAGGCCUGCCAGGACCACCUGGCCCUGAGGGCUUUCCUGGAGACAUCGGAAUGCCCGGUCCCAACGGGCCUCCUGGACCCAAGGGGUUGGUGGGAAACAGAGGCCCUCAAGGACCACCUGGGCCGAAAGGAACCGAGGGGGAAGAAGGCCCUUUGGGCCCACCUGGCAAACCCGGGCCCACCGGAAGACCUGGGCGGAAAGGUUUGAUCGGCGAGCCGGGACUUGAGGGACCAAAGGGAGAGGUCGGGGAUCUUGGAAACAUGGGGAAAACUGGACCUCCCGGCCCGGUCGGUCUAAUGGGAAUGGAAGGGGUGAUCGGAGUCCCUGGUGAAAAGGGUGACCGUGGCCCCGCGGGUCCCUUGGGUCCACCUGGAGAGAAAGGCUCCCUGGGCUAUCCAGGUUUACCAGGAGGUCCGGGUGAAAUCGGUCCGCCAGGUCUGCCGGGCCCAGCAGGUCCUAGAGGAGCAGCAGGGAACAGAGGACCAAAGGGCAGGAGGGGUCCGCUUGGUCCUGAAGGUCCUUUGGGAGAGCCUGGACCCGAGGGCGUCAAGGGGGAGCGAGGUAGUCCUGGGUCGAGAGGAUCACUUGGCUUCAUCGGCAAGGCUGGAGGACCUGGCAAGAGAGGCCAACCUGGCAGUCCCGGCAAGCAAGGCAUCAUGGGUAGCACAGGAGAGAGGGGCGGACCCGGUGAGCCUGGCCCAAAGGGACCACCAGGGGACGCCGGACCUGACGGGGAUCAAGGUCAUCAGGGAGCGCCUGGAGGGGAGGGGGAAAUGGGCCCUGUCGGCGAACCUGGAAUGAAGGGUGACGUGGGCUUGCCAGGACCUGAAGGCGAGGAGGGCCAGUUAGGCAUGAGGGGCCCUCCUGGUCCAGUUGGCGAAGACGGGCCUCAGGGGAAAGACGGACACAAGGGCGACCCUGGUGAGCGUGGGGCAUUGGGAGAAGAUGGCGAGCGGGCAGAGGAGGGUGAUCCAGGACCCCCUGGGCCACCGGGCGAAACAGGGAAGCGGGGCUUUCCGGGGCCGGAGGGAAAGCCGGGGCUGCAUGGAAGUCGAGGACGGCCUGGAAAAAAGGGUGAGAGGGGGCCUCCUGGUGCCUUGGGCGAGAUGGGUGACCAUGGCGACAUCGGGAAGACCGGCGAGCGAGGGACCAAGGGCGCCCGAGGGACACGGGGCUCUCUGGGCCUGCCAGGAUUGAUGGGGCCCAUGGGUGAGCCAGGAAUGGACGGCUACACGGGCCACAUGGGUAAGCCAGGUCCUGCAGGCCCCCCGGGUCCCAAAGGUGAAAAGGGUUAUCCAGGAGAAGACAAUAAGACCCCAGGAGCGCCAGGGCCUAUAGGUGAACCAGGGUCGCCGGGGGAGCGUGGAGACCGAGGCGAACCGGGGGACGAUGGAUAUCAGGGUCAUCCUGGCAUUCUUGGGCCCCGCGGAGCUGUUGGACAGCAAGGUCUCCCGGGACCGUCUGGAAGCCCUGGAUGGCAAGGACCUAAAGGCGAAAGAGGACCCCAGGGAGCUGAAGGAAAGAAAGGUGCUCGAGGACCGCCAGGAUCUCCAGGUGAAGAAGGUUUCCUAGGGAUUCCAGGGCUGAAGGGAAUGUCGGGGUACGAAGGACUAGACGGCCCCCCGGGAUUUCCAGGCCUUGUGGGGUUUCCAGGCAUGCACGGACACAAGGGUCCCCGUGGCAUUCCCGGUCCCGAGGGCCAGGCUGGCAUGCCAGGGCCCAGGGGCAACCUCGGCUUUCCCGGUCCAGUUGGCGACAUCGGACCCCCGGGCAUGAAGGGUGAGAGGGGUCUUCCAGGAGAGAGGGGCUCUGCUGGCAUCAAGGGUCGGGAAGGCAGCGAUGGGGACCAGGGCAGGAAGGGCGAUCCAGGAUCCAAAGGAACGGCGGGGGAAGCAGGCGACCCAGGUAUGCGCGGCCUCCAGGGAUUCCCAGGCCCAAAGGGACCAGAUGGAGACAUGGGCUUCACUGGUGUUGCAGGUCCAAAAGGCCCGAUGGGAGUCAUGGGAUUCUCCGGUCCUGUGGGUCCUGCUGGGAUGAUAGGCCCUAUUGGAAUGCCAGGCUUUCGAGGUCCAACAGGGAGCCAAGGGGAAAUGGGUCCCCAGGGGCCACGAGGGAGUCCAGGCCCCAGAGGUCCACCAGGUGCUCCAGGACCCACGAUACGUGUGGAUGUUGACACAGCUAGCGAACGGAGGGAGUCCAACAGUGCCUAUCGCAUGGAGAGCUUCCAGAACACGGAGAUGGCCCAGGCGGACCAGAACUCGGAGAUCGUCAAGACGCUGCGCUACCUCAGCAGUGUCAUCGAGAGCAUCAAGAAGCCGCUGGGGACGCGGGAGAACCCCGCCCGCCUCUGCAGGGACAUGCUGGACUGCCAACACAAGCAAGCCGACGGCCAUUUCUGGAUCGACCCAAACAUGGGUUGCACGUCUGACGCAGUGGAGGUGUUUUGCAACUUCACGGCGGGUGGCCAGACAUGCAUCCAUCCCGUGGCUCCAAACAAGAUGACGUUUGGCAUCAGCAAGGUGCAGAUGAAGUUUCUUCACCUGUUGAGCAUGGAGGCCUCGCAGAUCAUCUCUGUCCACUGUCUGAACGACCCGCCCCGAGGUCAGACCAGGACGCCAAAGAGCCAAAGUCCACCGUUGCAGUUCAAGGGCUGGAAUGGACAGAUAUUCGAGACGGACACUUUACUUGAACCAUAUGUGCUCUCUGAUGAGUGUGAGAUUCAAGAUGGCAGCUGGCAUCAGUCGAGCUUCCUCUUCCAGACUCAGGACACCUUUCAGCUUCCCAUCGUCAACCUGUACGGGUUCGCAGCUACACAACCUGAAGAGCUACGACACAUCGAAGUGGGACCCAUCUGCUUUCUAUAAGAGGGGCAUGUCUGUUUCUCUCUUUCUCUCUUUUUCUCCCUCUCUCUCUCUCUCUCUCUCUCUCUCUCUCUCUC